UAAGAUCUCUCGUCAAUUUUUAUCUAAUUAAGUCUAUUUAAAUGAUAUAUUAUUUCAUUGCACAAUUAAUGUAAUAUAUCUCAUUGUAUAUGUAACAACAAUUACAACGAUAAUUUUUACUCGUGGACGAGGAAAUAUUGCCAUGACGUCACCAGCCGGGGUCGCCAUCGUUCUUUCCACUUUCUGCCGGCGAGUUUGUCAGUUGCACAAGAGUUUUUCAUCAACCACCGUUAGAUACCAUUCCAGAAUGUCUGUUACUAAAGUACAUGCACGGGAGAUUUUUGACAGCCGUGGUAAUCCAACAGUUGAAGUAGAUCUCCAUACAGCAAAAGGUCUGUUCCGUGCUGCUGUACCCAGUGGUGCAUCAACUGGCAUCUAUGAAGCUUUAGAAUUGAGAGACAAGGAUCCUUCAAGAUUUCUUGGAAAAGGUGUCAGCAAGGCUGUAUCCAAUGUCAAUGAUACUAUUGCUCCUGAACUUAUCAAAUCUGGCUUGAAUGUGAAAGACCAAAAAGAAAUUGAUCAGUUUAUGCUGAAGUUGGAUGGUACAGAAAACAAGUCCAAGCUUGGUGCCAAUGCUAUACUUGGAGUCUCGUUAGCAGUUUGUAAAGCGGGUGCAGCUGAGAAGGGAGUUCCACUUUACCGUCAUAUUGCUGAUUUGGCUGGCAAUCCUGAAGUCAUUUUACCAGUUCCAGCCUUCAAUGUCAUCAAUGGUGGAAGCCAUGCCGGCAACAAACUUGCCAUGCAGGAAUUCAUGAUCCUCCCAACUGGUGCUGCUAGUUUCACUGAAGCAAUGAGAAUGGGAAGCGAAGUAUACCAGAAUCUUAAGAAGGUUAUCAAAGAUAAAUAUGGCCUUGAUGCAACUGCUGUUGGUGAUGAAGGUGGAUUUGCUCCAAAUAUUCUUGACAACAAAGAAGCUCUUGAAUUGCUAAAACUUGCCAUUGAAAAAUCAGGCUACACAGGCAAGAUUAAGAUUGGUAUGGAUGUUGCAGCCUCAGAGUUCUUCAAAGACGGCAAAUACGAUUUGGAUUUCAAGAAUAAGAAUUCUGACGCCAAUAAAUAUGUGAGCAAUUUGAUUGAGGAGGAGCUUGGUGACAAAGCUACAUAUGCUGGGGAGAAGUUCAGACAUCCUCUCAAAUAA
Molecule: messenger RNA, 1138 nt
Organism: Saccoglossus kowalevskii
Lineage: Eukaryota; Metazoa; Hemichordata; Enteropneusta; Harrimaniidae
Product: alpha-enolase-like
Biological process (GO): glycolytic process
Cellular component (GO): phosphopyruvate hydratase complex
Molecular function (GO): phosphopyruvate hydratase activity; magnesium ion binding
Source: RefSeq, a predicted model, not a curated record